Messenger RNA from Emiliania huxleyi CCMP1516, 1656 nucleotides. RefSeq lists its product as hypothetical. Bases 1 to 1656 code for a protein of 551 amino acids. The transcript is spliced from 2 exons. Lineage: Eukaryota; Haptophyta; Isochrysidales; Noelaerhabdaceae. Gene Ontology annotation, cellular component: extracellular region. The record is from RefSeq and is a predicted model, not a curated record.
AUGCCGCACCUCGCGGCUGCCAGCGCGCUCCUCUGUUUCACGGCGCAAGACUUCAACGCCACCACCGCCCCCCACGCCCGCCAACUUCAGAACAUGGCCCGGAUGGCGAGCAUGACGUCGACGACGCCCACCGGCGAGACGUACCACAUGCGCCCGACCACGCCGCCGAAGACCGGCCCGGCCGAGCCGGCGUCCACCUUUGACUCGCUCAACGUCGUGCUCAAGCACCACGUGCCCAUCGAGACGUGCUGCAGCGGCGCCUACGGCAGCGACAUCUGGGGCUACACGUCGGCGGCCACCGGCAAGGAGUGGGCGCUCAUGUGUUAUAGCACGGGCAUGAGCGCCGUCGACGUGCAGACGGGCGACGUGGUCACCGCCCCGGGCUUCACGUCGCCGUUAUCACCGUGGAAGGACAUCAAGGUCUUCGGCCAUCACGCGUACUAUGUCACCGAGGCGUUGGACCAGCCGGGCAUCGUCGUCUUCGACCUCUCGGGCCUGGACUCCGACCCACCGUCCAUCUCCGACGUCGGCCCCGCGGCCAUUGACAACGGCGGCGGGCCCGAAUCGAGCCACAACGUCGUGGUGGACGAGGUAAGUGGCUACCUGUAUCGCGUCGGCGGCUGGGACAAGAAGAAGAACGUGCGCAUGUAUGACCUGAACGCCAACCCUGCCGCGCCGGAGUACAUUGGCAAGUUCGGAAAAGGCUUCAUUCACGACGCACAGGUGAUCACGUUUGCGUCGGGGCCGUACGCCGGCAAGCAGGUCAUGUUCGCGUGCAAGGCGGUGACAGGGUCGCACGGGCUACAGAUCUGGGACCUGACCGACAAGAGCGCGAUAUCCUUGCUCGGCUUUGACACUUGGCCCGGCGCUUCCUACUCGCACAACGUGUGGGUCGACGUCGUCACGAUGCGCGCGUACGUGGGCGACGAGGGCAUCGUCUACAGCCAAGGGACUAACAGCACCCUGUUCGAGUUUGACGUCUCCGACCUGAGCAGCCCCUCGUACGUCACUUCGUUCACCAACGGUGUCGGCGCCAAUUCGCACAACCACAUCAUCCUCGGUGGCCGAUUAUACGCCGCCAACUACGCCUCGGGCAUGCGUGUCUUCGACCUCAGCUCGCGCUCGGAGGUGGGGUAUUUUGACACGUACCCUGACGGCAACGGCGCGACGUUUAACGGCGCGUGGGGGGCCUACGUCUUCCCCGCGAGCCGCCUUGUCGUCGUAUCCGACAUGAACCGUGGCCUAUUCAUCCUCGAGGAUGAGGGUAGCUUGGCGUGCAAGAAGAAUGGCAAGAGAUGCAUCGAGCUGCCCAAGGCGCAAUUCGAGUUUAACGAGCCGAUCGAGGUGGGCUGGAAGGGCGCGUCCAAGGACUCGUUCAAGGUGGCCAUCACCAAGGAGGACAAGCUGCCGGAAAAAAGGAAGGUGCGGCUCUUCUUGCACACCCCGGUAAAGUCCUCUCGGGGGAUCCAAUUCGACGGGGACGCCGCGGAGGGCGGCAAGAAGGAUUUCCCACUCGCGCUGGGCACAUACGAUGCACACCUGGCCAACAAGGGCAAGUCAAAGUCCGGCGGCCUCACGUUCACUAUCACCGGCGGCGCGCAGGGCGCUGAAACGGAGCCUGCGUUGGGCCGGAACCGAAAGCUCCUCUUCAAGUGA